GUGCCGAGUCAGGGGCUUUCCCGGGUUCUACAUACAAUUCGAUGCAUGAAUGUUUCGACCAGAUAAGGACCGCAAAGAUCAACUCCAGGUCCGUUCGGUAUUAUAGUUGAGCUAUCUCAGCUACUACAUGCUAAGUACCGUAGGAUCUCCAGGGCUGAUUACACCGUGUAAAAAAUUGCGAAAUGCCUUGUAAAUAACCGGCCAGGUAGCUAGGCAUUUCCAAAUCUACGGCUGACAAGGCCGUCGAACGUUGUCUGAUCGACGAACCAUCUUCCCUUGUUCUUCUCAUUCAGGAGAACUCUUAUGUUUAGGAUAUUGGGAUAAUAUUAGCUAUUACUUAAGUACGUGAUCACGCUGUGCCUCAAUAUCUCGUGAGAAUUCCCUCGAAUACAAUUGCUUCCUUACACUCCUUUAUCAACACUUGGUCUAUCAUCAACCUUGGUCUGGUCUCGACCAUCAUAUGCAAAGAUGUGGGCUCGCGACAGUUUACCCCCGGCGAUGAUCGUCUUCCUCGUACUGGAUAUCAUUGCAGUUGGCCUCCGAAUAUUCGUUCGAACGCACAUGAGCAAAUCUUUCGGUUACGAUGAUUGGGCUAUGUCUAUCGCCCUGGCGGGCUACAUCGUUCUCUGUGCCCUCACAUUCAUAUCGCUAGAGAAUGGUUACGGGGCGGACACAGUCGAGCCUGGGUGGGACGUUCAGAAGGGAGUCAAGUUCUUUGUCGCCUCAACAUUAGCGUAUGUCAUUGUGGUCUUCAUCGCCAAGGUCAGCGUGGCCCUGGUUCUGUACCGAAUUGCCGUCACAAACAAGCCAAUCCGAGCGCUUCUUAUCGCUUCAAUCGUCAUAUUAACGCUAUGGACCAUCGUAACGACCCUCAUUGUCGCCUUCCAAUGCACACCCCUCUCAGUCGCCUGGGGUGAGGCCACCGGAACCUGCCUACCGGCGUAUGUCUUAGCAAAUACCGGCUACUCCAUUUCCGCCAUGGAUAUCGCAUCUAGUUUCUUAUAUGCGGGUCUCCCCAUACUUCUGUUGAAGGGAGUGCAACUUAGUGACCGGAUGAAGGCAUCGGUCAUCAUCGUCCUCGGAUUGGGCAUUGUGAGCUCCAUCGCUACCGUCAUUCGACUGAAGUAUCUCCUCGACGUGGGCAAACUGAAGUCCGCCACAGGUGUCGAAGCAGCCAACGCUUAUCUGACCACAUUCGUCUACUCGGUAACGGAACUAGGGUUGACCUUGUUCACUGCGUCGCUUGCUGCGUUGCGGCCGUUGUUGAAGUACGUUCCCUUUGGAAACGACACGACGCAAGGAUACUCGCAGUCGAAGAAGACGAAGAAGUCGGAGCUGCGCUCAAACAUGGGACCUGCUGUCAAGCUCGACGACUUAGAUACUACGCCCAGUCAGGAGCAUAUCAUACCGCAAAAGGGUAUUCAGAAGGAGACUCAAUACCGUGUCGAAUACACGAAUGUCUAGAAUAUGACCGACUGGUG
Annulohypoxylon maeteangense is the source of this 1481-nucleotide messenger RNA. RefSeq lists its product as uncharacterized. The coding region runs from base 469 to 1464 and encodes 331 amino acids. The record is from RefSeq and is a predicted model, not a curated record. Lineage: Eukaryota; Fungi; Ascomycota; Sordariomycetes; Xylariales; Hypoxylaceae. The transcript has 6 exons.